AUGGCUUCGCAUCUAUACACGGAUUGUCUAGUGAAAAUAUUUGGUUUUCUUGGAGAUAAUGAUCUUUUAUCAUUACAUUCUUGUGCCUUGGUCAAUAAAUCUUGGAGUCAAUGUGCUGUACCUAUUUUGUGGGAAAAUACUUUAGAUGAAAAAAUUUUAAUGGGAAAAAAUGAAAAAAAAAAAAGAUUUAUAAUUAUUAAUACUUAUAUUUCAGGUUUACCUAAAGUAUCACUAAAUUUAUUUAAGAUGGAAAAAAUUCUUUCACCUACCAUCAACAACUUGAAAUAUUCAACUUUUCCUUACGCUUCUUAUUUACGAUAUUUAGAUUUAAGAUAUUUUUAUAUCGCUUUACAAUCUUGGAUUGAUUAUUCUGAUGCUUGGACUAAAAAAGGAUUCACGGGUGAUCAAAUUAAAUUAGUUUUACAAGAAUUAUUACAACAAUUUUUUUGUCUUUCUCCUCGUAUUAAUGUGCUUAGAGUAAAUGUGGAUAUAAUUGGAGCAAUAGUGGUUGAUAUACUUGAAAAUAUUCCGGAAUCGAGAAAAUGUUUAACUCAUUUAAAAGAAUUUAUGUAUUUUGCCGAACAUCCAACGAUGGAAACAUUAUUUUCUCGAAUUUCUCAAUUUUCCAAUUAUAUUGAAAGAUUAGAUUUAUCAGUUUAUGAUGAUCGUACGGAAGAAUUAAUUAAUUUAAUUAGAGUACAAAAAAAUUUAAAAGUUUUAAUUAUUACAAAUAGAACUAAUUCACCAUUGGGAUUUAAAUUUUGGAAUGAAACUGAAGGAGGAAAAGCAAUUUUGGAAAAAUCACGAUCGAUUAAUUGUUUAGAAAUUCAAAAAAUUCAUUUUCCAUUUUAUGAUCUUGUUCAUUUUAAAAAUUUAAUAGAAUUAAAUUUAUUAUAUAGUGGAUUAUAUAGUUUACAAGAUUGGAUAGAUUUAUCGAACAUAAAAUUAAAAAAUCUUCAAAAGAUUUUAUAUCAAAAUCGGAAUUCAUUAUAUUUAGAUAUUUUUAGUAAAUUUAUAGGAAAUAUUGGGAGAAGUUUAAGUUAUAUAAAAAUUCAUUGUUGCACAAUUUGUGAUCCAGAUAAAUCAAAUAAUCUUAUAACAUCAAUUGCGAAUAAUUGUCCUAAAUUAAAAUAUUUUAGUGGACCAAUUGGAACAAAUAAUUCAAUAGAAUUAGGAAAAUUACUUAAUUCAUGUUCAAUAAUUGAAACAUUAGAACUUCAUCCAUCAAUAGAUAAUUGUCGACAAACAGCAUCACCGAUUGAUUUUAAUUCAUUAUUUAGAAAAAUUACAAUUAAACAACCUUGGAAUUUAAAAGAAUUAUUUAUUAUUCAUGGAUGGAAAUUUUCUGUUCAGGUUUUAGAAAAUUUUAUAAAAAGUAGACAAAGAAUUUCUAAAAAAGUUAAAAUAUUUUGGAAUGAUUGUGAAAUUUUGGGAAAUUAUGAAAAAAUUUGUUUAGAAUAUCAAAAAAAUGGUGCGUUGGAUAAAUAUGGAAAGAUAAAUUCUAUAAAAUAUUAA
This is a messenger RNA of Diversispora eburnea, 1515 nucleotides long. The record is from the annotation of a GenBank genome assembly. NCBI's taxonomy places the organism in Eukaryota, Fungi, Glomeromycota, Glomeromycetes, Diversisporales, Diversisporaceae.